GCCCCGACCCCCCCCCCCGCCGGGCCAUGGAGCGGUACCGGGGGCUGACGGACACCGAGCUCAUCGCCAUGCUGCAGCGCUACGGCAUCGCGCACGGGCCCGUCGUGGGAUCGACCCGGAAGCUGUACGAGAGGAAGAUCUGCGAAUACGAGAGCCAGCGCACCAAGCUAUCGUCCCCAGGGGGGGCUGGGGGCUACUCAGAUCCCGGCACCACUGAGACCUACAUCCGGGAAUCUUACAGCUACCCCCGGCAUGAGGAGCGGCGCCGCUAUGGGGCAGAUGACUCCAGCCACACCACGACGUACACGCGGGAGCUGUAUGAUUUCCCUCGUCGUGAGGGUCGCACCGGCUACCUGGGCGAUGACAUGGACACCGAGUCCUACGAAGAAUCUUCCUCCUCCUCCUCCUCCUGGCUCUAUGGGGCAGCCCCAGGUCCCCUGGGGGAAGCCACUGCCCGCCAGCCGAUCGGAGAGGCCGCGUCCUACACCCCGAGCAGGUCGGAGGAGACCGAGAGGGACGGCGUCUCCUACCAGCGGGUCUGCCAGGCUCGCCCGGCCCCGCCCCCCAUGCGGGUGGAGCCGCGCCGGGCCAUCCACCCCCUGCCCCGCGGGGGGCCGGGCGGGGCCGCAGGGGGAGGCUCCCGGCGCUUCCUGCCUCUCUGGCUUCAGCUGCUGCUCUUCGGGGUGCUCGCGGCCUUCCUGGUCUACGUGUACUGCGCCCUGCAGGGCGGCGCCGACGACAACCCGUUCGCGCUGCACCACGAGGAGUGAGGGGGCGCCCGGCCUGUCCCCUCUAUGGGCCCACGACCCAUUGCCCUGCCCCCCGACGCCCACAUCCAGUCUCUCAGCCCCCCCAGGGGCCCACGUCCCAUCUCCUGGCCCCCCUGUCCUGUCCCCCUCCUCCCCAGGCACCCCCAGGGGCCCACGACCCAUUGCCCUGCCCCCUGAUGCCCACGUCCCGGUUCUCAGCCCCCCUGUCCUGUCCCCUUCCUCCCCAGGCACCCACGUCCCAUCUCUCAGCCCCCGUCCUGUCCCCCUCCUCCCCAGGCACCCCCAGGGGCCCACGUCCCAUCUCUCAACCACCCAUCCUGCUCAGGGAUGGUUAUUGGUGAGGGGCUCCACAGCUGCCCCCACCUCCAGUAGGGCGGGGUCCCUGCUGGCGCCUGGUGUGUUUACGUAGGGCCUAUGCUAAGUGCCUCCCGGCUCUGCCCUGACCUGUGCCUACCCCAUUCCCCCAGGGGUUAACACUAUGGUGGGGGGGGGCGAGGGUCCCAACACACACUGCAGCUCCUGCCUAAUCCAGGAUCAUCUCUGCCCCUCCCAUGCUCCUCUCCACGCUCCCCCCUGGAGCUCUUCUCCCCCUCCCCCUCCCCCACCCUGGAGUCGUUCCACUCCUUUUUUGGGGGGGCAGGGAAACUCGACUGCUUCCCCUCCCCCCAAGUGUCAGGGGGGGCUGUUGCCUCCCCAGGGGAAUCGGUGACCAAGUGGUGCUGGUUAGGUUUUGCUUUUGUAAUCUGCUUGGGCAGGUGGUGGUGGAGCAGGGUCUGGGGGGGGGCGGGGGUCGCUGCAUUUUCCUAGCCAAGGGGUUUGCUUUUGAAACAAACCAGCCGUGUGGGAGCCACUCAAUAAAAUUGGGGCUUUUUUUGGU
Molecule: messenger RNA, 1647 nt
Organism: Malaclemys terrapin pileata
Lineage: Eukaryota; Metazoa; Chordata; Testudines; Emydidae
Gene: EMD
Product: emerin
Exons: 7
Coding region: 27-770 (247 amino acids)
Cellular component (GO): nuclear envelope
Source: RefSeq, a predicted model, not a curated record